CCCUUUUGGACGGAGUUUCGUUACAGUGUUACUUAUUUGUUAAACAGCCAGCAAAAUGAGGGAGAUCGUUCAUUUGCAAGCAGGGCAGUGUGGAAAUCAGAUUGGUGCUAAGUUCUGGGAAGUGAUCAGUGACGAGCAUGGAAUUGACCCAACGGGUAGUUACCAUGGGGACAGUGACCUUCAGCUGGACAGGAUUAACGUUUACUACAAUGAGGCUACUGGUAAGGGUGGUGGGAAGUAUGUUCCCCGUGCUGUGCUUGUGGAUUUGGAGCCUGGCACCAUGGAUUCUGUGAGGUCUGGACCAUUUGGGCAGAUCUUCAGGCCAGACAACUUUGUAUUUGGUCAGAGUGGAGCUGGUAAUAACUGGGCCAAGGGCCAUUACACAGAAGGAGCAGAGCUCGUGGACUCUGUUCUGGAUGUGGUGAGAAAAGAGGCAGAGAGCUGUGAUUGUCUUCAAGGCUUCCAGCUGACACACUCCCUGGGUGGUGGUACUGGUUCCGGCAUGGGUACCCUCCUCAUCAGCAAGAUCCGUGAGGAGUACCCUGACCGCAUCAUGAACACCUUCAGCGUUGUGCCGUCACCCAAAGUAUCCGACACAGUGGUGGAGCCUUACAACGCCACGUUGUCUGUCCACCAGUUGGUUGAAAACACUGACGAAACUUACUGCAUCGAUAACGAAGCCCUGUAUGACAUCUGCUUCCGCACGCUCAAACUCACCACGCCCACCUAUGGUGACCUCAACCAUCUCGUCUCCGCCACCAUGAGCGGAGUUACGACUUGCCUGCGAUUUCCUGGUCAGCUCAACGCUGACCUCCGCAAGCUGGCUGUGAAUAUGGUGCCCUUCCCUCGUCUGCACUUUUUCAUGCCUGGCUUUGCUCCUCUCACCAGCAGGGGGAGCCAGCAGUACCGUGCCCUCACAGUACCAGAGCUCACACAGCAGAUGUUCGAUGCCAAGAACAUGAUGGCUGCGUGCGACCCCCGUCACGGCCGUUACCUCACGGUUGCCGCGGUCUUCCGCGGCCGCAUGUCCAUGAAGGAGGUGGAUGAGCAGAUGCUGAAUGUGCAGAACAAGAACAGCAGCUACUUCGUUGAAUGGAUCCCCAACAACGUUAAAACAGCCGUCUGCGACAUCCCACCCAGGGGACUCAAGAUGGCUGCCACCUUCAUUGGCAACAGCACAGCCAUCCAGGAGCUGUUCAAGCGCAUCUCUGAGCAGUUCACUGCUAUGUUCAGGCGUAAGGCUUUCUUGCACUGGUAUACCGGAGAGGGCAUGGAUGAGAUGGAGUUCACUGAGGCAGAAAGUAACAUGAAUGAUCUGGUGUCUGAGUACCAGCAGUACCAGGAUGCCACCGCAGAGGAGGAGGGCGAAUUUGAAGAGGAAGGAGAGGAGGAGCUGGCUUAAGCUGUCCUUGUUUAGUUUUCUUUUGUCGUCCCCAUAUUUUUCAA
Messenger RNA from Chanos chanos (milkfish), 1446 nucleotides. It is a transcript of the gene tubb4bb, whose product is annotated as tubulin, beta 4B class IVb. Gene Ontology annotation, molecular function: GTPase activity; GTP binding; structural constituent of cytoskeleton. Bases 56 to 1402 code for a protein of 448 amino acids. Lineage: Eukaryota; Metazoa; Chordata; Actinopteri; Gonorynchiformes; Chanidae. The record is from RefSeq and is a predicted model, not a curated record. The transcript has 4 exons. Gene Ontology annotation, cellular component: microtubule. Gene Ontology annotation, biological process: microtubule-based process.